ACAAAACUGAACACACGUAUUAUUAUUGAAAAAUAUUAUAUUGAUAAACAUUACAAAUAUUAUUUACAAAUUACAAAUCAAUAAAGAAAGUUAAAGAUUUGUUUAGUUGACGUUUUUUCGUUCAGCGCGGGAAAAACUAUACUUUCGGUCGAAUCGGGGGAAAGACAAAGGCUUUGUGAGGAUUCAUCCGAGUGGAAUCACUUUGGACUUCUACUUUUGCUAAAAUUAAAGCAAGAUGCCGUCAGAGGUGAUAUCGGGGAAGUCGCUGCAGCGCGAACUGGCUGACUCCAUCAUCCGCAUGGUGCCGUUGGACGAGAUAAGAAUACUGCUCGCCUGCGGAGCCAAGGUGAACGAGCCGGUGACGCAGGGCUUGCGGCCGCUGCACUACGCCAUCUGGCAGCGGCACCUGGAGGCGACGCGGCUGCUGCUGGUGCGCGGCGGAGAUGUGAACGCGCGGGAUGACUGCGGCUACAGUGCUCUGCAUCUCGCAGCUGAACAUGGGUAUACGGAGCUGGUCCGCCUGCUGCUGCAGAGCGGCGCAGCAGUGGACUACCGCGCGGACAGCGGGGAGCAGUUCCCGCGCACCACACUCUGCGAUGAACCCUUACGACUGGCUAUCAGGAACAAACACUAUGAGGUAGCCCGCCUGCUGCUGGACCACGGCGCGGACCCCAACAAGCGGUACUUCUUCGGCGCGGAGAUCAACCUGGUGUCGGACCCGGAGUACCUGGAGCUGCUGCUGUCGUUCGGAGCCAACCCUGACUCCCGCGACCGCGCUGGACUCACGCCGCUCAUGAAGGCGGCCAGGCAGAAACGGGGUAUAGAAGCAGUGCUGCUGCUGAUCAGCCACGGUGCUGAUGUGAACGCGAUGGCCGACGCCAGAAAUGAUUAUAGAACCGUCAUGCAUUAUGCCGUUUUAAGUGGCAACCCCGACAUGGUGAAUCUAAUAAUAAAGCAAGGCGGGCGCGUCAACUACGCGGCGGAGCUCAACAAGCCGAGCGCGCUCGACCUCGCCAUACUGAAGGGGGACGUCGCUAUGGUGCGGAUGCUCAUGGCUGCGGGAGCGCACGUGAACGCGUCCAGCUCAGUGAUCGGGUCUCCGCUGCAUGUCGCUUGUUCUGACAACAUCGACAACAGGAAGGAAAUUGUUAAAUUGUUACUGGCGAGCGGUGCUGAUCCUAACCUCAAAGUAUUAAACGAGGAGGACGGCGCGCAACUGCGGCCAGCGCUGGCAGAGUACCUCGCCAGUAACGUGGAACCCAGCGCUGCUAUUGUCUCGCUGCUGCUUCGUUAUGGUGCACGAGUAAUAAUGAAAACUCAGUUUCGUGACCCCGACGGUAUCCUGAACCACUUACAGAACGUUACCUCCGAGCAGUAUGAGCACAUCUUCUAUAUCCUUCUAGAAGCUGCUGAAUCUUUUGAUCUCUGCAUGAUAAAGAGGAAUUCCACCCUUACUGCUAUACAAAAAGAAGCUUUAAUCGACCGAGCUAAGAACCCUAUUACCUUGUUAGCUCAAACCAGAAUAUUCCUACGUAAAUAUUUUGGUACGGAUUUGGUUGAUAUUGUCAAGACUCUGGAAAUACCAGAUAUCCUCCACCAAUACUUGCUUUUUGAAUGUCGUUAAACGGACUUUAUAACAAUUUUGGAUGUAUUUUUAUUGGCUAAAGACUUUCUUUAGCCGAUUUUUUAAUCUGGCAAUCUGGGUUGCCAGGUUUGGAGCUAACUCCGCGAUUUUUGGGAGAAUCUCAUUCGAUUCGAAAUUUUGACGCAAUUCGAUUAAGUUCGAUUCAAGUAUAUGUUUGUAUCGAUUUUUAUUGAUUAAUAUUCAUUUUUGUCAUGUAACGCUAUUUAAAGUAAUUAAGAAUGUCAUAAAAAUAUGUUACUAUACAUUUGGAUAUUGUAUGUUUCGCAAAUUCAAUUUGUUUUUUUCUACGAGAGACAAUAUUUCAAUGUAAAUGAAGAAUUUGUUAUAAAUAUUCACUU
Molecule: messenger RNA, 1983 nt
Organism: Papilio polytes (common Mormon)
Lineage: Eukaryota; Metazoa; Arthropoda; Insecta; Lepidoptera; Papilionidae
Product: ankyrin repeat domain-containing protein 29-like
Exons: 10
Coding region: 236-1624 (462 amino acids)
Biological process (GO): regulation of barbed-end actin filament capping
Cellular component (GO): cytoplasm; nucleus
Molecular function (GO): protein binding
Source: RefSeq, a predicted model, not a curated record